CUCGGCCUUCGCUCUCUCUCUGUCCCUCUCUACCCCCCGCACACCCCUCCCCGGUUCCAGCGCCGGCUUUAGCUCACGCUCCUCCUCCAGCUCUCCUCCCCCCACCCCACCUCCCCAGCCCGCCGCGGCCCGGUAAUCAACCGUGUUGUCCCGCCAAGGGAACCUCGAGUGGCCUCGUGCUCCCGGAGCGGCCGUGGCGUUCCCGGCGCUAGCCAUGGAGAUGGAUCAAGUGACUGCGUUGUGCGAGGAGCUGGUGAAAGCAGUGACGGUCAUGAUGGACCCGAGCUCCACCCAACGCUACCGGCUGGAAGCCCUCAAGUUUUGUGAAGAAUUUAAAGAAAAGUGCCCUAUCUGUGUCCCCUGUGGCUUGAGAUUGGCUGAGAAAACCCAGAUUGCCAUCAUCAGACAUUUUGGUCUUCAGAUCCUGGAACACGUUGUCAAGUUUCGGUGGAACACCAUGUCUCGCUUGGAGAAGGUUUAUCUGAAGAACAGUGUAAUGGAGCUGAUGGCAGAUGGAACAUUGAACAUUUUGGAAGAGGAGAACCACAUUAAAGAUGUAAUGUCACGAAUUGUGGUAGAGAUGAUCAAGCGAGAGUGGCCACAGCACUGGCCCGACAUGCUGAUGGAACUGGACACUCUGUCUAGGCAAGGGGAAACACAGACAGAAUUGGUGAUGUUCAUCCUUUUACGACUAGCCGAGGAUGUAGUAACCUUUCAGACACUUCCCCCUCAAAGAAGAAGAGAUAUUCAGCAAACGUUAACCCAAAACAUGGAAAGGAUCUUCAGUUUUCUACUUACCACACUUCAGGAAAAUGUAAACAAGUACCAGCAAGUGAAAGCUGAUGCUUCUCAGGAGUCAAAGGCUCAAGCAUACUGUCGAGUAAGCAUCGCAGCCCUGAAUACUCUAGCAGGCUAUAUCGACUGGGUAUCAAUGACCCACAUCACAGCUGAGAACUGUAAACUGCUGGAGAUGCUGUGCCUGCUUCUGAGUGAACAGGAACUACAGUUGGGAGCAGCUGAGUGUCUACUCAUUGCAGUCAGCAGAAAAGGCAAGUUGGAAGACCGGAAGCCCUUGAUGGUCUUAUUUGAAGAUGUUGCCAUGCAUUAUAUUCUGUCAGCUGCACAGACCGCUGAUGGAGGAGGCUUAGUAGAAAAACACUACGUCUUCCUAAAGAGACUCUGUCAGGUGUUGUGUGCAUUGGGCAGUCAGCUGUGCGCAUUGCUGGGAGAUGCUAAUGCACAAACCCCAGUGAACUUUGGAAAAUAUCUGGAAUCUUUUCUUGCUUUCACAACCCAUCCAAGUCAGUUUCUCCGCUCUUCAACCCAGAUGACCUGGGGAGCCCUCUUCAGGCAUGAGGUCCUAUCUCGAGAUCCUGUGCUGUUAGGAAUAAUACCGAAAUAUCUUCGUGCUUCUAUGACUAACUUGGUCAAGAUGGGCUUUCCUUCUAAGACAGACAGCCCUAGCUGUGAAUAUUCCCGGUUUGAUUUUGAUAGUGACGAAGACUUCAAUGCUUUCUUCAAUUCCUCCCGAGCCCAGCAAGGAGAAGUGAUGAGGUUGGUUUGUCGUUUGGAUCCCAAGACUAGCUUCCAGAUGGCUGCUGAGUGGCUAAAGUAUCAGCUGUCAAGUUCCAUUGACACUGGAGCUGUGAACUCCUGUUCUACAGCUGGAACUGGAGAGGGAGGCUUCUGCUCCAUCUUCUCUUCUUCAUUCGUGCAGUGGGAAGCCAUGACUUUUUUUUUGGAAAGUGUGAUCAACCAGAUGUUUCGAACACUAGACAAAGAACAAGUGCCUGUUAAUGAUGGGAUGGAGCUGCUGCAAAUGGUGGUGAACUUUGAGAUAAAGGACCCCCUCAUCCUGUCGUGUGUCCUCACCAAUGUCUCAGCCCUCUUCCCAUUUGUCACCUACAAGCCAGAGUUCCUGCCCCAGGUCUUUGCUAAGCUAUUUUCAUCUGUCACUUUCGAAACUGUCGAAGAAAGUAAGGCGCCCCGGACGCGAGCAGUGAGGAACGUGAGGAGACAUGCCUGUUCCUCCAUCAUCAAGAUGUGCCGGGACUACCCUGAGCUUGUGAUGCCCAGUUUUGACACACUCUAUAACCAUGUGAAGCAACUACUCUCCAAUGAGCUGCUUCUGACUCAAAUGGAGAAGUGUGCCCUCAUGGAAGCCCUGGUUCUCAUUAGCAACCAAUUCAAGAACUAUGAACGACAGAAGUUGUUCCUGGAGGAGCUGAUGGCACCAGUGGUCAGCAUUUGGCUUUCUGAAGAAAUGUGCAGAGUGCUGUCAGAUGUCGAUGCCUUCAUUGCCUAUGUGGGUGCAGAUCUCAAAGGCUGUGACCCGGCCGUGGAGGACCCCUGUGGCUUGAACCGAGCACGAAUGAGCUUUUGUGUAUAUAGCAUUCUGGGUGUUAUGAAGCGAACUUCCUGGCCUUCCGACAUAGAAGAAGCCAAAGCUGGGGGCUUUGUGGUGGGUUACACACCCAGUGGAAAUCCAAUCUUCCGCAACCCCUGCACAGAGCAAAUUCUGAAACUUCUGGACAACUUGCUUGCCCUUGUAAGAACCCACAAUUCUUUAUACACACCAGAAAUGCUAACCAAAAUGACAGAGCCAUUCACAAAAGCUCUGGACAUGCUUGAAGCCGAAAAAUCAGCUAUACUGGGAUUACCUCAGCCUCUCUUGGAACUCAAUGACCACCCCGUCUACAAAACAAUUUUGGAAAGAAUGCAGCGUUUCUUCAGCACCCUCUAUGAAAACUGCUUCCACAUCCUAGGGAAGGCAGGCCCUUCCAUGCAGCAAGACUUCUACACCGUGGAGGACCUCGCUACCCAGCUCCUUGGUUCAGCUUUUGUCAACUUGAAUAAUAUUCCCGACUAUCGACUCAGAUCCCUGCUUCGGGUCUUUGUGAAGCCUCUGGUACUCUUCUGUCCCCCAGAGCACUAUGAAGCCCUGGUUUCUCCCAUUCUUGGACCUCUCUUCACCUACCUUCACAUGAGGCUUUCCCAGAAAUGGCAAGUCAUCAACCAGAGGAGCCUGCUGUGUGGAGAAGAUGAGGCUACAGAGGAGAACCAAGAGUCUCAAGAAAUGCUGGAAGAACAACUGGUGAGGAUGUUAACCCGAGAAGUCAUGGACCUAAUCACGGCUUGCUGUAUAUCAAAGAAAAGUGGCGACCACAGUGCUGCUCCCCCUGCAGAUGGAGAUGAUGAUGAGAUGAUGGCCACAGAGGUAACCCCUUCACCUGUAGCAGAGCUCACAGACCUGGGCAAGUGUCUGAUGAAUCAUGAGGACGUCUGCACUGCACUCUUAAUCACAGCAUUCAACUCUCUGACCUGGAAAGAUACCCUGUCUUGCCAGAGGACAACCACACAACUCUGCUGGCCUCUUCUCAAACAAGUGAUGUCUGGAACCCUGCUCGCAGAUGCGGUCACGUGGCUCUUCACCAGCGUGCUGAAAGGUUUACAGAUGCAUGGGCAACACGAUGGGUGCAUGGCUUCUUUGGUCCAUUUGGCCUUCCAAAUCUAUGAGGCACUGCGUCCCAAGUACAUGGAAAUGAGAGCUGUGAUGGAGCAAAUCCCUGAGAUACAGAAGGACUCUCUGGACCAGUUUGAUUGCAAGCUGCUGAACCCUACCCUGCAGAAAGCCGCUGACAAGCGACGGAAGGACCAUUUCAAACGCCUCAUUGCUGGCUGCAUCGGAAAACCCUUGGGAGAGCAAUUCCGAAAAGAAGUUCACAUUAAGAAUCUUCCCUCGCUUUUCAAAAAACCAAAGCCAAUGCUGGAGACAGAAGUCCUGGACAGUGAGGGGGGUGGACUGGCCACCAUCUUUGAACCCUGAAUCAAGUUUUUGGGCAUCUUU
This is a messenger RNA of Jaculus jaculus (lesser Egyptian jerboa), 3847 nucleotides long. It is a transcript of the gene Xpo5, whose product is annotated as exportin 5. The record is from RefSeq and is a predicted model, not a curated record. NCBI's taxonomy places the organism in Eukaryota, Metazoa, Chordata, Mammalia, Rodentia, Dipodidae. Gene Ontology annotation, biological process: RNA export from nucleus; protein export from nucleus. Bases 215 to 3826 code for a protein of 1203 amino acids. The transcript is spliced from 32 exons. Gene Ontology annotation, molecular function: small GTPase binding; nuclear export signal receptor activity; RNA binding. Gene Ontology annotation, cellular component: cytoplasm; RNA nuclear export complex; nucleus.